Messenger RNA from Aspergillus welwitschiae, 1188 nucleotides. RefSeq names its product putative meiosis-specific topoisomerase Spo11. The record is from RefSeq and is a predicted model, not a curated record. Gene Ontology annotation, biological process: meiotic DNA double-strand break processing; reciprocal meiotic recombination; meiotic DNA double-strand break formation. The transcript is spliced from 7 exons. Gene Ontology annotation, cellular component: nuclear chromosome. NCBI's taxonomy places the organism in Eukaryota, Fungi, Ascomycota, Eurotiomycetes, Eurotiales, Aspergillaceae. The coding region runs from base 1 to 1188 and encodes 395 amino acids. Gene Ontology annotation, molecular function: DNA topoisomerase type II (double strand cut, ATP-hydrolyzing) activity; ATP binding; DNA binding.
AUGGAAGCAUCACAUUUAGAUGGCAUGGAGGCCGAGGCGUUCGAACGGCUAACAAUCAUCGCUACAAUUCCCCAAACACCAGUCCAAAGCUACAUUCAGGAAACGCUAGCAGCAAUCCUGGAUGAAGUAUCCUUCCGUGAAGGCCACCUCUCUAUCACCCUCAAACAGAGAGGUAAAAAGUUUGCCUCACUGUUCAUUAACCCACGUACACUGGCCCUGGAGACGUCGGAGAUACAGACAUACACCACCUACAGAUGGCCCGGCGGCGAUAUGAACGAAGCAUUGAAAUUCACUGCCGCUCUUCGAGUCCUCGCGGCCAUUGCAGAGGCAGUUCAGGCAGGGUUGGUGGUCUCUAAGAGAGACAUAUACUACAGUGAUCCUAUCUGCUUCGGCUCCCAGAAAACCGUCGAUACACUCGUUGACGACUUGGCACACACAAUGGGGGUAGAUCGUGCUGCAUUAUAUGUGGGGGCAGCAGCAAAAGGACUCGUUGUGGGAUACUAUCAGAUGACCACCAAAAGCGCGGGAGUAGUGGACGCGCGAUUAUCAAACCAGGAUACUCUAGUACCUAGAAUGCAAGACAUCCACAAACUCGACCUUAAAGAUGUUGCCUGGGUACUGGUUCUAGAGAAGGAGGCCGUAUACCGUCGACUCGCAAGCAGCAACUACCACAUCAGAUCUGCAGCAGGCAAGGGCGUCCUCGUCACUGGAAAAGGAUAUCCUGAUCUCAGCACUCGGGCAUUCGUCCGUAAACUCUUCGACCAUAGCCACCAACUCACCAAGCAACCGCAAUUCUACGCCUUAGUGGACGGUGACCCCGACGGCAUGGCCAUUAUGGCCACAUACAAGUAUGGCUCUGUGGCUUUUGCCCACGAAAACCGGAACUUGAAUGUGCCCGGUCUCCACUGGCUGGGUUUGAGACUAGCGGAUGUGGUUGCAGGCGCUGAUCCACUAGGCGAUGACACGCUACUCCAUCUUACGAAGCGGGAUAGGAAGAAGGUCAUCGCUAUACUGUCUAGAAAUCCUGUCUGGGAGGCCGAUGGACCGGAGCCGGAAUGGCGGGUGGAGCUGCAACGGAUGCUCAUGUUGAAUCUCAAGGCAGAGAUGGAGAUUCUGUACGACAUGGAGGGUGGCUUGACAGGAUGGCUAGAUAGGAAGCUGAUCCAUCUCAUACAAAACAGUAGGUAG